Cherax quadricarinatus is the source of this 2727-nucleotide messenger RNA. The record is from RefSeq and is a predicted model, not a curated record. Lineage: Eukaryota; Metazoa; Arthropoda; Malacostraca; Decapoda; Parastacidae.
AUGAUUAUCUUUACACAUAUAUGCAUGCACGAUCGCAUGUGUCCUCCCCCAGAUGCUUACCAAGCUUAUCUCCAGGAGAGCAGUGUUGCCUGCAUAUUGGCUAUGUAUUAUACACUCCACACGGCCACACGCAAGGACAAGACUGCUCUCAUGCGUGUACUAGGUACACUUGCAACAUGUCACCAAGACAGAGCUUUUCAAGAUACCUUUCUUCACUCCUUGGUUGCAGCAUUGAUCCCUAUGGCAGAUGAUUUCUCAACAGAGGAUUUCUGUACUGUAGUAUUUGAUGAAUUUUUCUUCACAAACAUCAACCGGGAAAAUGUUAUGCGCCAUGUCAUGAAGUUGGUGUGGUACAUUCAUCCUAAGCUUCCACCUGCACGCCUUGACACACUUCAGAAAGUUCUUCAACCUGGACCUCAUCAUGGAGAAGCAAUCCAGGCACUGUUUGAGAAGUUCCAAUCAAGGGUACAAGAAUUCCAAGAUAUUCAGAAUCAACCAGCACCUAUGAACGAAAUGGACUCCCCACUCAUGGCUGUGCCCACACCAGCCCCUAUCCAGUAGCAGUCUGUGUACUCUCUACAUCAUUGAUGCCAUGUUUCCUAUGGGAACUCCUACUGCUAGUGAUGAUAGCUUAUGGUGAAUAUUUUCUUAAGACAAUUCAAAUUUUGUUAAGUGGAAGUUGGGGAAAUAAUCAUUCUCCAUGAAAUGAGUAGCACCUUUAUGGUAAGCUGAAGCCAUAUUGUUUACUACCAUUGACCCUACCUGUUUAUAAAAGCUGUCAUGUUUGUGUAUUAUCAGCAUAAUUUUCUAUACAGUAAGUCUUUAUAAUAAUAUUACUACAUAAAAUCUGUUGUAUAGACUGUCAAACAAGAAUGUCUUUAUAGCUAAAUACAAGGAACUGAUUGUAAUAAAAACUUUCAGCUUUCUGUCCAGAUAAAUAUAGGUUAAUAGCAUUUAUCAUUUACAGUUUAUUUUUUCUUUGGCUAGUUUUUCUCCAUUAUCCCUCCAGGGUUAUCAAGAUUCUAGUGAAAUGCUCUUGAUUGAAGGAAUUGGAGCUUCCUCUUCCUUGAAUUGAACCUGAUUACCUCUCAUUCCCCAGUUAUUUGACCUUCAUUAUAUGAUUAUUUCUUGUACGUUUUCACAACUAGCUGCAGUUUUGAGAGUAAAUGAGAGAGAUUUGAGUUCAUCCUAGAAUGUUCUCAAAUCGCUUGAUAAUGAAUGGUCCAGGACAGACCGAAAUAUCACCUAAUGAUUCCUCUCAAAAUUUUAGGUUAGUUGUGAAAUGUUUUAGCCACACUUGUGACUGUUAUGUUUACAGGUUAAAUACAGUGGACCCCCGGUUAACGAUUUUAAUCCGUGCAAGAGGGCUCAUCGUUAUGCGAAAUAAUCGUUAUGCGAAUUAAUUUUCCCCAUAAGAAAUAAUGGAAAUAAAAUUAAUCCGUGCAAGACGCCCAAAAGUAUGAAAAAAAAUUUUUUUUACCACAUGAAAUGUUAAUUUUAAUACACACAAACUGAAAAAGGCAUGCACAAUUACAUGACACUUACUUUUAUUGAAGAUCUGGUGAUGAUUGAUGGGAUGGGAGGAGGGGAGAGCAUUAUCUUCUUACUGUUUAGAAGGGGAAUCCCCUUCCAUUAGGACUUGAGGUAGCAAGUCCUUUUCUGGGGUUACUUCCCUUCUUCUUUUAAUGCCACUAGGACCAGCUUCAGAGUCACUGGACCUCUGUCGCACAACAAAUCUGUCCAUAGAGCUCUGUACCUCCCGUUUCUUCAAGACUUUCCUAAAAUGGGCCAUAACAUUGUCAUUGAAAUAGUCACAAGCACGGCUUGCAACAGCUGUGUCAGGGUGAUUUUCAUCUAUAAAGGUUUGCAGUUCAAACCACUCUGCACACAUUUCCUUAAUCUUUGAAGUAGGCACAAUGGAUUCCACAACUGGCAUAGGCUUCUCAGGGUUAGCCCCAAACCCUUCAAAAUCUUUCUUAAUUUCCAUACUAAUUCUCACCCUUUUUACCACAGGGUUGGCACUAGAAGCUUUCUUGGGGCCCAUGGUCACUUAUUUUCCAGAAACACCACCGAAAACACUGUAAUAAUACGAAAUAUUCCGAGUGUAUGCUUGGAUGUUACCGCGGAGGCUGGCUGGUAAACAAUGGGACGGCCGGCACAUGUGAGGGCACAUUGGACGCGUCUCGGACGAAAAUCGGUAUGCGGGUUUUUAAUCGGUAUGCGGGGCAAAAAUUUUGCGAUAAAAGUAAUCGUUAUGCGGAAAAAUCGCUAUGCGAUGCCAUCGUUAUGCGGGGGUCCACUGUAUAUAUGUACUGUGUACCAAUAAAAGCAACUACUACCAUAAUGGAAAACAGUGCCCAAAACAUCUAUGCAUCCAUUUCUGUAUAUUAGAUCCUGAGUAUCAAGGAACUUACCCCCAGGGGAGACUCCUUCAUGCCAGUGUGGGGCUGUUGAUCUAGGGAAUUGGACCCAGUUCUUCCCAUUCUUGGAUCAAAGCCAUUUACCUCUCACUUUCCAGGCACUAUGUUACCCCUGGGUUUAGCAGUUUUCCCUAACUAUUGCCAAACCUAUAGAGGUUAUACAGAACCUAGAAAAUAGGAGGCAAUUGGGCUCAAUCCAAGGAAGGGGAGGACAAGUCCAUUUCCUUGGACUAAGGGCUCACUAGCCUCAUGGAACCUUCCUCAGUAUGUUAAAUAUGAAGGAAAUAACCAAUAAAUGUUAUUUGUU